AUGACCGAAGAAUUGCAAGCCCUUCACCGACAAGGUAUGUGGUCUCUUAUCCCUCCACCAUCACAGCAUCUUAUUCUGGGGUGUAAAUGGACUUACCAGAUCAAACUAAAUUUGAAUGGGAAAAUUGAUCGCUACAAAGCACGGCUUGUUGAAAAAUGCUUUGAUCAGCAACUUGGCAUCAACUACCAUGGUACAUUUAGCCCUGUGGCCAAGCUACCAACCAUUCAAAUAUUACUAGAAAUUGCCAAUCAACAUGCCUGCCAAGUCACUAAAUUGGAUGUCUCCAACACAUUUCUCCAUGGUGAUAUCGAGGAAGAUGUCUAUAUGUGCCAACAAUAG
This is a messenger RNA of Dendrobium catenatum, 339 nucleotides long. RefSeq lists its product as uncharacterized. The transcript has a single exon. NCBI's taxonomy places the organism in Eukaryota, Viridiplantae, Streptophyta, Magnoliopsida, Asparagales, Orchidaceae. The record is from RefSeq and is a predicted model, not a curated record. The coding region runs from base 1 to 339 and encodes 112 amino acids.